AUGUACGUGCAUGGUAACAUGUACAGGGAGGAUGCUCUUAAAGCAACCGACAUGGUUGAGUCCAUUCUGAAGACACGAGUUUUGCCUAGAGCACAGUGGCCUAUCUUACGGUCACUCAUUCUGGCCAAGGGUUCCAACUAUGUCUUCAGAAAGACCAUCAAGUAUCCUGCCAAUGUCAACCACAGCGUAGAGACUUGGUUUUAUAUCGGUAGUAGAGAAGAUCGCGAUGUUCGAACCAAGGCUCUACUCCUGGACCAGAUGCUCCAUGAGCCAGCCUUCGAUCAGCUCCGGAUCAAGGAACAACUCGGCUACAUCGUUUUCAGUGGACCUCGAGCCUUCUCGACGACAUAUGGUUUCCGCUUCCUCACCCAGAGUGAGAUGACACCAGAAUUCCUUGACUCCCGUAUCGAGUCCUUCCUCAUGAGAUAUGCGGACACUAUGGAGAAGAUGAGUGAGACACAGUUCGAAGGUCACAAGCGAAGUUAG
Fusarium odoratissimum NRRL 54006 is the source of this 486-nucleotide messenger RNA. RefSeq names its product insulysin. Gene Ontology annotation, biological process: peptide catabolic process. Bases 1 to 486 code for a protein of 161 amino acids. NCBI's taxonomy places the organism in Eukaryota, Fungi, Ascomycota, Sordariomycetes, Hypocreales, Nectriaceae. The transcript has a single exon. The record is from RefSeq and is a predicted model, not a curated record. Gene Ontology annotation, molecular function: metal ion binding; metalloendopeptidase activity. Gene Ontology annotation, cellular component: cytosol; mitochondrion.